Xiphias gladius (swordfish) is the source of this 1368-nucleotide messenger RNA. Its product is annotated as Ig-like V-type domain-containing protein FAM187A. The record is from RefSeq and is a predicted model, not a curated record. NCBI's taxonomy places the organism in Eukaryota, Metazoa, Chordata, Actinopteri, Istiophoriformes, Xiphiidae. The transcript is spliced from 7 exons. The coding region runs from base 1 to 1368 and encodes 455 amino acids.
AUGGAACACAAGAUCGAAAGGCUAAGUGCUACUGUUGGGAAGCGGAAGAUUGUAGAGGCAAAAGUACCCUCCGUGUUUUCUGUCAUAUCCACCUGCCUCCUCGUCUUCCUCCUGUGUCCUGAGGCGUGGAGCUAUGAGGCUCCUGAGGAUAAGCAGGACGUGUUUGCAAGAAGAGCCUGUCCUGCUUUUCUGACCUUGACCAACGCGGCCUACCUGGCUGGAGUCACUGUGGAGCUGCCCUGCCACUGCAAACCGCAACAGGUCCAAUCAGUCGUGUGGUUCUUCAGGAAACAUCUGGGCAGCUCCAAAGAGACCAGAGCCCUGACCGAUCACCAUGGCAACAAGCUGCUGGACACCAGUCAGGUCCCUCACAGCGGCGAACUGCGGAGUCGAUUCUCCAUCCGUCUCUUCAGUCUGUUGAUCUUCAGGGCGGGGCCCCACGACUCCGGCAUCUACAUCUGCGGCUCUGCCCGCAAAGACUUCUUCUACGGUUACGACCUGGACAUCCAGGAGGCACGCACGCUCAGCCUCACUCCGAGGCUCACUCCGGAAAAUAUAAGCAAGAAACUGAAGGAGAGAAAACGACUCAGCUCUGCUCAGCCACUGUAUCGAGUCUUCACCAGCUACCGACCCUGGUCGGUGUGCGAUCGCUGUGGACUACCGGGGGAACAGGUCCGUGUGGGACUCUGCUACGUCCACUCAAACUUCCUCCAUGUACGAUACAGACGGGCCAAUCAAACAGUUGCUUCAUGCGGCUCAGGCGCGGUGCCAAGGUCUUUUGGCCGUCUGAAGCAAAGCAGAACUGGAGCCAAGUUGGAGGUCAAAAGCUGUCAGGUGACUUGCCCAGCUGCAGCUCCGCCCUCCUCCAAACUCCUUGCUCUGAUGGCAUUUCUCGGGUACAGUUCUGCCUCACUGCCAGUGGAGGUACCAGUAUUCUACUUGAACCACCCAGCGGACCAGGUCCUGACCCUGGGUUGCCCCGGUGCGCUGCCUAACUUGGCCGUGGCCUGGGACCGAGGAUCUGAACCCAUUUACCGAACUGAGCACUCAGCGGGUAGUAACAUCAGCGCCACGCCCCUCAGGCUGCUGAUAGACACCGGACACCACCUGGUGUUUAAACCGACAAAAAGUCAGGAUUCAGGUGUCUACUACUGCUGGCUGCAGGGUCGCCGGGCUGCUGAGAUACGUCUGCUAGUCUACGUCCAUCUGGGGCGGGGCCAGUCAGUGACAUCACAUCCUGACUUCCCAGCGGCUGUCCAGACUGUGUUAAAAUCGUACGCCACCAUGACGGCCGUGUUUUGCCUGCUGGUGUUUGGCAGAGCCGCGGUCAGACACCUCAGAGACGCCGCAGAAGCACAUGUGGAUUAA